CGCAAACGAAAAGUAUAGAGAAUUGGUUGAAAAGUUUGAAGGAGCGGGCUACAAGAUUCAGCUAGCCGAGAUGAAUGACAAGGGCUUCAUCACUGUCGACGACCUUGCACCGGGAGACAAGAUACACCCUGGGGAUUUUGGCUUUUCCAAGAUGGCUGCUGUCUGGGCUAACGCAUUCCUUGCGGCAGAGAAAAAGGGAUACAUCACAGCCCCUUAUGAGUUUCCCGAGGGCGGUGAGGACAACGGUGUUUGCGAACCCAACAGAGAUGACUUCAGAGGACCAGUGAUCACCCAGGCGGGCAGCGGAUACGAUGAUGGAAAAUACAAGCACAAUUCCGUCGAUGGAGGCAUGAGGUUUGUCUACAACGGCGUGGCAGAAAGCUCGUUACUCGGCCAUUUCCACUACGCUCAGCUCACCAAUAUCGGUGGAGCGGAUCUUGCAGCUGACGAAUUCAUUCGAGUUCUCGAUGAUGAUCAGAUGAACGAUGGUGGAGUGUUGAAGCCUCGUUUCUCAUACAAACGUAACCUCGGGGAUGGUAGAUUCGACCGGCUGGGGUGGAUCGAGUUCAAUCCCAAUUCGGAGUGCAAGAACCGCGGCGUGCGUUGGGGUGAUUUCAACGGAGACGGAUUAGACGAUUUUAUUUGCAUCAACCAAGAAGGUAAUGUGUACCUAUCGCUUAACAAAGGUGGAGACCCUCCCACGUUCGGAAAAAUCGAUAUGAUACGCGCGAUGGGUGUCCCCCAAGCCAGAAUUCGUCUUGGCGACAUCGAUGGAGAUGGGCGGUGCGACCUCUGCUGGUUUCCGGUCGACAGCGGCAAUAUUCACUGCAUUCGAAACAUGGGUAUAGGUGAUAAGAUAAGCUGGCAACCAAUGGAGGGUUUCGAUGGAGCUGCGCCGAUAUUUGAUGCCCAGGGCAUGCCCAGCAUUGACGGAGUUCGUCUGAUUGAUAUAAAUGGGGAUGGCAGAUACGACUGGGUCUACGUAUACCCUGACGGUCACACGAAGAUCUUUAUCAAUCACCGCGGUCUCAAAGUUGAUGGGCCGGGUCUCAAGCCAAAGUGGGUCGAAGCCGAGACUCCUCACAGAGGCUUUCCCGGCGAACUCGACGACUCUCGUCGCAUUUUAUUUGGUCGUAUUUGGGGCUCCGGUCGCAACGACCUGGUUCGACAAUUGGAUGUAGACGGCCAAGACUUUUCCUACGAGUUCUGGUAUCACCAGAAUACCGGGCAAGGUGGAACCAGACUCAAAGGCGAUGGAGUAUAUUACUGCGACAUGUUUGGCCGAGGACACGACGACUAUCUCUGGGUCUGGUCUGGUGGGGAAAUCGAACUGUUUGAGAACUUGCAGAAUCCGCCGAACUGGAAGAACCAUGGGCAAAUCUACAAUACCCGCAAGAACCGAAAAUGGAUUCAAUUCGGCGACUGGGAUGGAGACGGGAAAUGCGAUAUUCUCAACACCGAUCGAAACACUGGUGAUGUUUGGAUGUAUCGCAACACCUGGGCAGAAGGCAAAACGUCACCUACAUUUGCCGAUCCCGUGAAGGUGAAGAGCGGAGGGGACUGUCCUCAGAAGUAUAGUCCUGGACUGUACGAUUUGGCAGUGAGAUUUGGUGAUUUGGACGGCGACGGUCGAGUCGAUUACCUGUGCUUGGCUCCUGAUGGUACAACGCAAGGAUGGCUCAACAAAGCCGGUGAUGCUCCAGAACCUAUGAAUCCCUUACAGGUCAAAGUCACCGCGGGCUUUGAUAGAGCGAAUCAUAGAUUUGCCGAUGUAAAUGGAGAUGGACGUGCUGACUUUCUAUGGGUCGACAAGUUCACCGGAAACGUACGGACCUGGAUCAACGAGGGUCUCAUCCCCGCUGACAAUGUCGGGAGCUCAAUGACCUGGACCUUUCGGGGCGAAGAUUCGUGGCCAUCAGGCAAGAGCCGUGGGCAGAACGUCCAUUUCCCGAAGAUGGGCAACACCGGACGCGCGGAUUAUCACUGGGUAAAUCCUGCAACAAGUUAUGCCGAAACCUACUUCAACGAGUGCGGGGGAGGCGGAGAUAAUGGUGAAGGUCCUGAUGAUCCAAUCGGACCCAGAGAUCCACAGCUACCUGGGAUGCCCAUACCUGGAUUCCCUGGAGGUGAUACCGGCGGAGUUUGGCCGUUGUUAACGAUUGGACCUUUUCAGACCACUGUAUCUCUCGAUCUUCCAACAGCUUCCAAGGUCUAUGAAUACCUGAAGAAUCCCGUCUGUAAACGCGCUUCUGCUGCCACGGAAUGUUUCAUAUCCAUCAACAACCGAAUUCUGGAGAAAGAGGAUCUUGUGCGGGACAUUUUGAGUCUUUAUGAGGCGGACCCAGUCGAAAUCGACCCAGAAGACCUCGAAGACCUUCCCAAGUACUCAGAUGUAAAUGAGCAAGACGCUUUCAUUCCAUCGGCUAUUGCCACUGCGAGCGUUUUGGGGGCAAUGGAUCCCACAAUUGGCAAAGCCGCUGCCGUUUGGGUAGCGUACGCGAUUAUGAAUCUGGCCAUCAAAAGCUUCGAAUACAACAUCGGACAAGACGAUCUCGAGCAGUUUUCCAUCCCAAGAACAGGUAUAAUGAACAAGAAGUGUCCAUCAAGAGACGACAUUACCUGCCCGAAUCUGCUCUGCGAAGGCAGUAACGGCCAAUGCCAAGGACUUUUCUCGGGAUGCUCAUGCACGGAAGAAGACGAUACGUGUCCUACAUCAGAUGAAGUCCGAUUGACAUAUCUAUGUCAAGUUCCCACUUGUAUGGGUGAUUCAAGCAGAAGGGAGUGUACGGUUGAAGACAAAAAGGGAUGCGACUGUGCUCCAGGUCCGUGGGAGGCUACAGAUUGGUGGCCAGAUCGCAACUUACGAGAUGAGCUGUGGGAUGAGUUCUACUCGAAUAUGGGGAUCACUGAGUGA
Molecule: messenger RNA, 2914 nt
Organism: Periconia digitata
Lineage: Eukaryota; Fungi; Ascomycota; Dothideomycetes; Pleosporales; Periconiaceae
Source: the annotation of a GenBank genome assembly